Molecule: messenger RNA, 969 nt
Organism: Oikopleura dioica
Lineage: Eukaryota; Metazoa; Chordata; Appendicularia; Copelata; Oikopleuridae
Source: the annotation of a GenBank genome assembly
AUGCGUUUUUUAUUACUCUUUUCGGGUUCCUGGGCUCAGUGUCCAGACGCUUAUUUACAGAAAAAGUGUACAGAUAUCUGCCCAGGCGAAUUAAAUGACUGCACUUCUUUGUGCUCCGAAAACGACUCUUCCUGUACAACACGAUGCCAAGCAACCUGGCUCGAUUGUCUAGCAGAUUGUCCCUGUAACAGCAACUGUCCAAACGGAUGCGCCGACUGUCAAAAUCCAAUCUGCAACGAGCCAAGAACGUUGAUGAUUCUCAACGAUGCCUGGAGAGAUGGAAAUUACGGCUUCACCAUCAAUCCGGGUACAGAUGAACUGAAUCUGGCCUGGAUUGAUUACGGCGGAAUUUCGAUCGAGGAUUCUUGCGCAGUCAAUUUUCGAGGCGAGGUUUGGGUUUUGGGAGGAUGGUUUAACGACAGAUUGGUCGCCAAGUUUCAGGACAACGCAAUUGUUUCUCAGCCCGUUCAACUUUCAAAUCGAUACGUCUUCGGCUCAUAUGGUUCUUGCGCUGUUCAUAAUAACCUCAUCUACAUGUGUUUCGAUGCUAUGUGGCACUAUGACGACAAAUGCAUGACCUUCGACGGUGAAAUGCAAGAAGAAGUGGACGGAAGAAGCAUUGGCGAGCAUGAUUGGUCUGAUUUAAUCGAAUUUCAAGGACAACUCGCAACGGUCGGUGGUUGCGAUUGCUGGGUAGAGUGCAGUGGAAUCACAGAGUUUUAUACUGAUGCUGAUGGUUGGAAAGAAGGACCGAGGCAUCCGCUUUCCGAGAUUUACGGACACGCCAUUACUACAGACGGAGAAUCAAUUUUCACAAUCGGCGGGGAUAUGUUUCCAAGCCAAAGGCACCAAAUCUACCGACUGAAAAACAAUGUCUGGGAAAAUUUUGGACGACUUCUUCAAGCCGAUUCUAGCAAACCCGUGAACAGCGCGUAUCAUCUAGGAGAUGUCAUCUUUACUGGCUCAUAG